Paramuricea clavata is the source of this 1515-nucleotide messenger RNA. The record is from the annotation of a GenBank genome assembly. NCBI's taxonomy places the organism in Eukaryota, Metazoa, Cnidaria, Anthozoa, Malacalcyonacea, Plexauridae.
AUGUUCAACUUCUGUAAUCUGCAGUAUUUUUCAUCUACACUGUUCAACGAGUAUCAGAAGUUGUACAUCAUCCCUACAAUCCAUGAGUUCUGGGAACAACAUAAGCAACAACUUUGGAGUGAAAAGGCUGGUAAAGAUGUCAUAUUGAGUGGAGAUGGAAGGAAUGACUCUCCUGGUCAUUCUGCCCAAUAUUGCACCUACAGCCUGGCAGAUAUGCAAGAUAACGCUAUCCUCCAAAUGAAUGUUGUGGAUGUAAGGGAAGCCUCUGGAAAGAGCAACAACAUGGAGAGAAUUGGGUUUGAAAGAGGGAUGGAUGCACUUCACAUGGAAUCACCAAUAAUCGUCAAAGAGGUUGUUACAGAUGGUCACCUUGAGAUUGCAUCAGUGAUGAGUAAGUGUCAACUUUGUCAAAUGACAAAUUGAUACGUCAUCCAAGCAACAACCAAUGUUUAUUGAUAUCUCAAGAAUUCCUUGUCCAACUCUGUUUCUACAUGAAUUAAACCAACAUAUAAAAGUUGGCAAACUCUUUCCACCAAAAAAACAGUAACUCUGAAUAACAUUUUGAUUAUUAAUCCUGAGGAUGACUACAAACUAUUCGAAACGUAUAUUAAAAAUCAAAUGUUAUUCGGAGUUACUGUUUUUUGUAUUUUCUUAAAAUACUGAGUGAUUCCUGUAAUUCUUUCCACUACUUCCUGGCCUCUUUUCACUGCAGUUUGUACUUUUUACUGUGUAUUUCAUGAUUGUACUACUCAUUGUCUCUUGUAUAUUAGAAAAGGCAGAAAAGUAUCGAAAUGUUGGCCAUCAUUUGGCCAUCAUCAAUGUAUGGCAUGGUGGAAAAAUCAUUGCGAAAAAAGUUAAUGAUGUAAGUAUUUGAUCAAAUUAUAUGGUCCAAACUCAGCUAAGUAUAUAAAAGUAAAAGAACAAUUACAGUAUAUGGUAUUACAGAAACAAUACAAUAAAACCAAGUAUUUUCAUAGGCAUGUAGUAAAACACUGACUACCGGAACACCGGAACACCACCGGAACACCGGAACACCACCAUUUUGUUUGGGGUUAGGGUUAGGAUUAGGGUUUGGGGUUAGGAUUAGGGUUAUGGUUGGGGGUUAGGGUUGGGGUUGGGGUUAGGGUUAGGGUUAGGUGGUGUUCCGGUGGUGUUCCGGUAGUCAGUGUUUUACUACAUGCCAUUUUCAUAAGAUACUGUACAUAUAUAUAAAAUCCGAGUAACUAUUGUUCUGUGCAUUAGGAAAAUACUCAGUGGUCCCUGCAAUUAUUUAUUCUAUACCUUGAAAUAAUUUGAGUAAUAAGUUACUCAAGCUAAAUGCAAAUUUAAUGUACGGUAUAUUAAGAUAUGCUAAAACAGCUGUAUACUAUUUAACAGUGUUGUGUUUAAGUACUGUAUAUGCUUUGUUUUUAGGUGGCCAAAGCUAAAAAUAAUGAGCAACUGAAGUUGUGGGCACCAUCUAUCAGGAAUCAUUUCUGGUACUGUUCAAAGACCUGUAAUAAUGAUGGAUCAUAA